AACCCGUUGAUAUGGUACCGAAACCGGGCCAACCGUCACAAAAGUGAUUACUACGAUUAUUAUCACUACAACAACCGAUAACCAACGCUUGACUCCUCUUCAAUAUGCGUUUUAUUACUUCCUCCGUGGCCUGUGUCUGGCUCAUCGGCUGCGUUGCUACUUCGCCACCCAGCUCAGCCGAUGCCACUCCAAACUCGAAUUAUGAUGAAUCUCGCUCGCCUUUCCCAAUUGCAUCCGGCCAUGAGAUCCAUCUUCCAUGCCACACGUCGUCAAUCUGUGGAAGCCGCCCUACUGAAAGGUUCAGCUCACACGACUACCUCGCAUUGACCUUCUCCACCGAGAACGACUCACUACUGGUGAACAACAACACUAUUCUCCCAGCUCGGCUCCCAAUGCGCUUGACUGCUACGAUACACUCGAAAUCACAGAACGCUGAUCCCGUCACCCUCACUCUGCGGUAUGGGAUGAACAUACUCCCCGUCCAGCGAUUCCAAACAGGUCCAAUAACCGACCAGUUCCGCCUGGAUCUCAACCUGUUCGACGAGUCCGGACAUGCAACAGAUGCCAAUAUGCUGUCCGUCGGACUUUCCCGCGAUACUCAUGAUACACUACGGAUCACAAUGAUCACGGUAAACCCUAGUCCCAAAGACUCAAAAUGCCAAGGCAAUAACACCCCUGGACCCCGACACUCAACACCUUCGGAACCAUCACCAUCGACGAAGCACGCCGGUCGGAGCCAUAUAUCCGAGUCCGAGUCCGAGUCCCAGGUUCACAAAUGGCUCGAUUCUGGCCGGAGGUUCGGCGAGAAGAGUUACGGGUCAUUCACUUCGGCGUUCAAGUCGCGGCCUUGUAAGUCGCAUUGUUCCGACCGGUACCCAUAUCCACCCAGUAGCCACGGACACAGCAGGGUGCCUAUAGUGGAUAUCCUGCGUGUCUUUUACCCGGCUAUUCUCCCGUUCUUACUUGGUGUAAUGGCGGGUGGUGCCAUUUGCCUUAUUGGAGUUAUGGUGCGCAAGUCUGCUGCGUACUGGUCUUGUGGGAAGAGGUGUGAAAGGGGUCGGGAAAGUUCCGGUGCUCGGAAUGAAGGGGAAACUACCGUCGAGAAGUCGUAAUUGGGUGUUGUUUGGGGUGUAUUUGGGAUUUUGAAGUUAUUAUUUUCCUAUGUACAUCUUUUUUUGGGUAUAACUUUAUCGACGAAUUAUGGUUUUGGUUUUUACACUCUUGCUAUUCUCCUC
This is a messenger RNA of Aspergillus pseudotamarii, 1235 nucleotides long. RefSeq lists its product as uncharacterized. The transcript has 2 exons. NCBI's taxonomy places the organism in Eukaryota, Fungi, Ascomycota, Eurotiomycetes, Eurotiales, Aspergillaceae. Bases 105 to 1112 code for a protein of 335 amino acids. The record is from RefSeq and is a predicted model, not a curated record.